CCGGCUCCCCCGCCCCGGAUUUGAAAGCUAGGUCUUCCCGAGAGUCCGCGGGCUUCCGCUCCCAGCGCGGGAUUCUGGAGGUAAGUUGAGGAAGACUUGGAAACCGCGCCAGGACCAACGGGUACCUAGAAGGGAGACAAGGCCAGGCCUGCUGCCCAGUGUGAGCUCUGAGAAGAAGAGGAGCGGGCCGGGACGCCCACCGGUAAUUUCCUGAGGCCUUUCCUUGGGUUACCCCCAGGUCCCUCUCCCUAAAUCAAAAGCCUUAACCUCCUGUCACCAGGGUCCCAGGCCAGUAAUAAGCAGGUCCACGCAUGCUGGACACACAGGCUCAAGCCCCUCCGCGCAUCAGUCAGUACUGCAAACCGUACCCAGUAGUGUACUUAAUCCGUAUAUAAAUGUUACAAGUUAAGCAUCCCACAGCAAACAAAGUAGCAUUUAACAUCAUGGGGAAAAAAAGAGAGAGGACAAAGAGAUGAACAACCAAUCCAGAGGGAGUGAAGAAGAGAAAAAGAAGCCUGGUUUGGGCCGGAGAAGUCCUUCUGCAAAGACAGCGUCGAUGAAGACUGUUUGGAGCUGCCGAAGGCAGAGUCCUGGGGGUAUCCCAGAGGUGACAGAACUUGAUCUGGGCCUGGAAGGGAAGAAUUCGGGAAGGGCAACGUGGGGCAUUCCAGUAGUAAUUGAUAGAAAUAUUACAUGGGAUAGGAUUUAUUCUCUCCGUACUUCUGAACCAAUGAACAGAAAAUGGGAAGAAAAACUGAAGCAAAUUGAAGAACGAGCAUCUCAUUAUGAGAGGAAACCAUUGUCCUCAGUGUAUAGACCAAGACUGUCCAAGCCAGAGGAACCACCCUCCAUUUGGAGACUAUUUCAUCGACAAGCUCAAGCUUUUAAUUUUGUUAAAAGCUGUAAAGAAGACGUUCACGUAUUUGCUUUGGAAUACAAAGUAGGAGAUGGACAACGUAUUUACCUUGUGACAACCUAUGCUGAAUUUUGGUUUUACUAUAAAUCCAGAAAAAAUCUCUUACACUGCUAUGAAGUUAUUCCUGAAAAUGCUGUGUGCAAGCUUUAUUUUGAUUUGGAAUUUAACAAACCUGCCAACCCAGGAGCUGAUGGGAAAAACAUGGUUGCAUUACUCAUCAAGUACGUGUGUAAAGCACUUCGAGAGUUAUAUGGUGUUAAUUGCUCAGCUGAAGAUGUUUUGAACUUGGAUUCUAGCACUGAUGAGAAAUUCAGCCGGCAUUUAAUAUUUCAGCUCCAUGAUGUGGCAUUUAAAGAUAACAUUCAUGUUGGUAAUUUUUUGAGAAAAAUUUUGCAGCCUGCUCUUGACUUGCUUGGCAGUGAAGAUGAUGAUAGCGCUUCAGAGACAACAGGCCACGGAUUUCCCCAUUUUUUGGAAGCACCUGCAAGACAAGGAUUUUCUUUCAACAAAAUGUUCACGGAGAAGGCUACAGGGGAAAGCUGGACAUUGAAUUCAGAGAAACUGGAGAGGCUGGGGUCAGCUGAGCAAAGCAGUCCUGACCUUUCAUUUCUAGUUGUGAAGAAUAACAUGGGAGAGAAGCAUCUUUUUGUGGAUCUUGUAGAAACCAUUGAAGGUUGUCAGUGUUCUCCCUAUCCUGAAGUUGAUCAUUUUGUUCUUUCUUUGGUGAAUAAAGAUGGCAUUAAAGGAGGAAUUCGGCGUUGGAACUACUUUUUCCCAGAAGAAUUACUGGUUUAUGAUAUUUGUAAAUAUCGGUGGUGUGAAAACAUUGGAAGAGCCCAUAAGAGUAAUAAUAUAAUGAUUCUGGUUGAUCUGAAAAAUGAAGUUUGGUAUCAAAAAUGUCAUGACCCUGUAUGUAAAGCAGAAAACUUCAAAUCUGACUGUUUCCCAUUGCCUGCUGAAGUAUGUCUCCUGUUUCUUUUCAAAGAGGAAGAAGAGUUGACAACAGAUGAAGCAGAUGAAACUAGGAGCAAUGAAACCCAGAAUACUCAUAAACCAUCACCUAGCAAGCUGUCAACAGGUGCAUCUGCUGAUGCUGUCUGGGAUAAUGGCAUUGAUGAUGCUUAUUUUUUAGAAGCUACUGAAGAUGCUGAAUUAGCUGAAGCUGCAGAGAACAGUCUUCUCAGUUAUAACAAUGAAGCAGAUGAAAUUCCCGAUGAGCUAAUUAUACAAGUAUUACAAGAGUAGCUAGUUCACUAUGGACACUUCUGUCACCAGGCUGUAAUUUGCCUGAUGUCUGUGAGAUUUGAUAAAUAUAUCACUCAACCUGAUAAGUUUUAUCACUUUGCUUUCCAAUUUUUGUUUUUUGCUUCUAUAAACCAAUUUUAUUAAAAAUUACCUUUGUUGUA
Messenger RNA from Piliocolobus tephrosceles (Ugandan red Colobus), 2322 nucleotides. RefSeq names its product primase and DNA directed polymerase (gene PRIMPOL). Gene Ontology annotation, biological process: error-prone translesion synthesis; DNA replication, synthesis of primer; replication fork processing. The transcript is spliced from 12 exons. The record is from RefSeq and is a predicted model, not a curated record. NCBI's taxonomy places the organism in Eukaryota, Metazoa, Chordata, Mammalia, Primates, Cercopithecidae. Bases 473 to 2161 code for a protein of 562 amino acids. Gene Ontology annotation, molecular function: chromatin binding; DNA-directed DNA polymerase activity. Gene Ontology annotation, cellular component: mitochondrial matrix; nucleus.